Molecule: messenger RNA, 3447 nt
Organism: Kalmanozyma brasiliensis GHG001
Lineage: Eukaryota; Fungi; Basidiomycota; Ustilaginomycetes; Ustilaginales
Product: RZZ complex, subunit Zw10
Exons: 1
Coding region: 1-3447 (1148 amino acids)
Biological process (GO): mitotic spindle assembly checkpoint signaling; endoplasmic reticulum to Golgi vesicle-mediated transport
Cellular component (GO): RZZ complex
Source: RefSeq, a predicted model, not a curated record
AUGAGUGCGCCUGCAUUUGGUCAAGACGCUGCGCUCUCUGCAGCCAGCUUCCUUGCGUCCAUCGGCGCCGAGUCGAGCACCGCGUUCGGGUCCGAUGCAUCGACGUCUGCCGCAAACUCGGCACCCUCACUUCCCAUUUCCGCCAAAGUCUCGCUCAUUGACGCACAGAUCGACUCCCUCGAAGUCCGCAUAGAGCAAUCCGUCUCCGCAAAUGCAGACAAGCUGCGUGAACGUGCAGCGUCAAACCGCACCGUGGAUCACGACCUCAACCAGCUCUGGCGAUCCAUCAAUCAGACCAGCUCCCGCAUUGUGACUGUCGGCCCGCAGCUGGCUCCACUGGCGUCCGAGUAUCACAGUGCACUUGCGCAGACUUCCAAGCAGGGCCUCCUCAUUUCGGUCUUGUCGGAUUUGCUCACUGCAACACGCCAGCUCGAAGCGCUCGAAAAGCUGCAGCAACAGUCCGGCUGGUCUACCUUGACAGCACAGCUGCCAGAGGCUGUCAAAAGCUUGCAAGCAUUCAGCUCGUCCGCUGAGCUACAAAACCUGCCGGCAGUCGCUGAGCUCCGAGCUCGCUUUGAUCGCCUUCACCACCAGCCCACACAGACUACAUCAAAAGCUCGGACCGCCGAAGCGACACAAAGCGCCCCGACAAGCCAAGCGCAAGCCAUCUCAGAGGGUAGCACGAAGGAGCCAGAGGGAGCCACAAACUCUUCUGAGACGCAAACGCUUUCACUGGCCUCGAAAGUGCUCGAGACGGCUCGUGCAAUCAUCGUGUCGCGCGGGCCGGAAGAAGGCUGGAAAGAAGUUCGCAUCGAGCUUGACGCUCCCGCCCCGCCACCUCCCGCCAUCUCUGCUCCGAUUCCUCCACCAAAAGCAGGCAACGUCGACUCAAGCAGGACAUCCCUCGACACACAUCCGGAGCAUUUCCUCCGCGACCAGCUGAUACCUGCAUCUGUGUCCUUGUCGCGCAACUCGUCCUCCUCUUCAUCAGCAGCGAACGCGCGGAGCAGGCACAAGCCCAAACUAGGAGCACGCGUCAUUCGUCCACAAGAUCAGCUGGGCAGCGGGCCCUUCAACGCCCAAGACACACCGCUCGAUGCGGACGGAUGGGGUCUCGACGAAGAUGACGAAGAGAUUGCAGAUCUUUCGCCAGUAAUGGGAAGUGGUGCGGCAGCCGCACCGUCUCAGGCUACUCCACAUGCAUCUCCAGCGACGCAUAGGAGUGUGUCCGCUCUGGUCCAUGAUGAACGCUCUCAUUCUCCCAGCAGCUCUGGCACGAUGCAGAGGAGCAUCAGCUCCAGCUCGUCGCAGCGAAGCGCAUUUGCCGUUCAGGACGAAACACUUCACGGAACAACCUCGAAGAGCGACGAAGUGGACGCGUGGGCCCUAGGCGAAGAAGACAACGACGUCCAAGCUGAUGCAUGGGACCUGGACGAAGGCGAUGCGAAGGACGAAAUGCCAUCGUCAUCGAAGAAGGAGCCCGCGGUCGCUUCGAAAUUCGCCCCGAAGGGCCAUGCACGUCAUGAGUCCUCCACCGACGCCUGGGGCUUGCGAGAAGAGGAAGAUGCCGAAGAAGACGAAGAUCCAUGGGGGACGCAGGCACCACACCAGCAAGACAUUUCGAUUACGGAAGCCGUCUUCGUGCCAUCGACAUCACGCGGACCGCAUGAUGGCACUCCUGCGGCGGCAGCGAAGGCACACGAAGAAGCCACAGCAGUGCACCGCGACGCCUCCCGAGGUGAGAUCAGCAUCCGUCCCGCCCACUCACGAGCGAUCGUGGCGGCCGCAUCGACCUCGACGCCAACUCCUUCAACGCCUCAACAAGUCGAGCCAGACACUUUCGCUAAGAAGGUGGCAUCGCCGCCAAAGUCGGUCGAGAUGGCAACUGAACCUGCGAGCAUUGGCAAAGAGGAGGUAUCCGCUCCAGAGUCUGCGGAAGCCCGAGAAGCGCCGGCGCCCGCGCUGGUCGACGAAGAUGUCGAAGAGGAGGCAGAAGGCGAUGCAUGGGGCUUCGAAGAGAGCUCGAGUGCAUCGGAAGGCGAUCGAGCCGAAUUUACGCCAAUGGCGCCUCUGCAGGAGCCAGAGGCACCAGUCAGGCCGGCUGCAGUAUCGACACUAGAGUCCACCCCGCAACGUGCGUCAGCACGGACAGGAGCAGUUCAGGCUUCCCCCUCGAGCCGUUCAGCCGAAGCAACACCGAAGAAGGUUGUCACCUCGAAAGCUCGUCAAUCGAAGCCAAGCGGUAGCCCACCAUCGCCGACCGGCUGGGCCGACAAUUUCUCGGAUGACGAUUCACCGAGCACUCCUGCCGGCAGUCAACGCCAACAACGGGGCAACGGGUCCUCGACACGAUCGAUCUCUGCGAGCUCCCGAGCACCGAUAGGAUCACCGGCAAGGGGAUCCCCCGCACGGCGCCCAGCAAAACUUCCCGAUCCGAUACCCGCAGCUGUGGCAAAGGAAGAAUGUACCAUCAGCCGACGAUCACUCGACCUCGUCGAGCUGGCGGAAGGCACACUGGAUUCUGUGCUCUCGAAGCUGCAGGCUGGUCGUUCUUCCGGCGUUGAAGCUGACAAUGACGAUGUCGAGGCGCUGGCGGGUACCAUCUUCAAGAUCUUCGAAAUGCACCGCGCGUUGAUGCCAGUAGCUCACGGCGAGGCGCUUCGAGAUGUACCCUCGCUAGCGAUGCAGUUCUUCAACGAUUGCGAGUACCUUGCUCGCGAGUUGUCUCGCCUUGUUGCUGACAAAGGGGAUCGUAUCGCAACGGCAUGGACUUCCUACGAGGCCGAAGGGGCCAAGCGAUGGAGCACAAAGGAGCUGGCUAAGCUAGAGCAGGAAGCAGCAUCGACGAGAGGGCUAGGACAGCGAUGGUUUGAAGCGCAAAUGACGGCUCAAAGCAAGAUUCUUCUCGAUACGCUGAUGGAAGCCGAUGGAUUUGCGCGUACCUUUGACGACCAGCGCUUCGCACGCUGCGAGCGAUGCAUCAAGCAGGUGGUGCAGACGCUGCAGCAGCUCGCCAAGGCGUGGCGACCCGUGCUGGUGGCAUCGCGUUUCCACGCUGCCAUUGGUCGGCUGGUCGACCUCGUCUUUCAAAAGGUGCUGCACGACGUGCUCGACUUGGAGGACAUUGGCGAGAGCGAGUCGGAGAAGAUCGCCUCACUGGUCAAGACGCUUGGCAGCUUGGAGGUCCUCUUCUCGGUCAACGGGUCGGAGCAGCAGAGCGCGGCGCCACUGUGGGUGCCAAGUUGGUUCAAGACGUCGUACCUCAUCGAGAUCCUUACGGGCUCAUUGGUGGACAUCGAGUUCCUCGCCUUUGAAGCGGGUGCUUUGGUCGACUACAGCCGCAAGGAGCUGACGGGUCUCAUCAAGGCGCUGUUUGCCGAUACGUCCAAUAGGAGCAAGCUGCUGCGAAGGAUCGAGAGCGCACCUGUUGAGGUGUUGGCUCAUUGA